AUGAGCCUGACCUUCGUACAAGGCCUUCCUCCCCAAGGCGUUUCAGCGCCCGUGGUCUCGAAGGCGCAGUCGACUCCACAUCCAAUCAGAAGUGAGGGCCGUGGCCAUGGAACUGGGGCCGCCCUGUGCCUUGCCUCCGCCGGCGCGGUCGCUGCCCGCAGCCGGGGGCGAAAGCCCACAGCCGUCAAGGCCGAGUCCCGAACGAGGACCGUGAACCCCGCAAACAACCAGCCAGAAGAUCCCACUGACUUUCCGAAGCCGCCGAUGAUUGACAAGACGGACAAUUACUUGGAGGGCGAGGCCUUGUCAAGCAAGAUUGCCGGCCUGAAGGGCAAGGGCGAGUCCAAAACCGUCGCCAUCAUUGGAGGCGGCCUCUCAGGCCUUGCCUGCGCCAAGUACUUAGUGGAUGCUGGCCACAAGCCGAUCGUCUUGGAAGCUCGUGACUGCCUGGGUGGCAAGGUCUCAGCCUGGCAGGACAAGGAUGGCGACUGGGUUGAGACAGGUUUGCACAUCUUCUUCGGUGCCUACCCGAACAUGAUGAACCUCUUCAAGGAGCUCGACAUCGAGGACCGGCUGCAGUGGAAGCGCCACCAGAUGAUCUUUGCCAUGCAGGAGCUGCCGGGUGAGUUCACGACCUUUGACUUUCUUGAGGGCAUCCCGGCGCCCUUCAACUUCGGACUGUCCAUUCUGCUGAACCAGAAGAUGCUCACACUGCCUGAGAAGCUGCAGACAGCGCCCGCCCUUCUGCCCAUGCUGGUCGAGGGCCAGAAGUUCAUCGACCUGCAGGAUGAGCUCUCAGUCUUCAACUUCAUGGAGAAGUAUGGCAUGCCAGACAGGAUCAACACAGAGGUCUUCAUUGCCAUGGCCAAAGCCCUGGACUUUAUCGAUCCUGAGAAGCUAUCGAUGACCGUGGUCCUCACGGCCAUGAACCGCUUCCUGAACGAGACGGAUGGCCUUCAGAUGGCAUUCCUGGAUGGCAAUCAAACACUGCGCCUUUGCGAGCCCCUGAAGCAGUACAUCGAAGCAAGAGGCGGCCAGGUGCUUCUGGACCAGCCUCUGGCCAGCAUUGAGACCAACGAGGACGGCUCGGUGAAGCACUUUCGCAUGCGCAACGGCAAGAAUGUGGUUGCAGAUGAGUACAUCUCUUCGGUUCCCUGCGACAUCAUGAAGCGCAUUCUUCCACGCGCCUGGUCCACGGACCCCUUCUUCCGACAGAUCGACGAGCUAGAAGGCAUUCCGGUCAUCAACAUUCACCUUUGGUUCGACAGGAAGCUGCUCAACGUGAACCACCUCUGCUUCAGCCGAAGCCCGCUCCUAUCUGUGUACGCGGACAUGAGCACAUGUUGCAAAGAGUACGAAGAUGAGGACAAGUCGAUGCUCGAGCUGGUCUUUGCUCCCUGCUCGCCAAUUGCUGGUGGCAACACCAACUGGAUGGGCAAGAGUGAUCAAGACAUCGUCGAUGCAACCAUGAAGGAGUUGGAGCGCCUCUUUCCCACGGAGAUUGGGCCAGAUCUGCCUGAUGGUGGGGCCAAGCUCAUCAAGCACGCAGUGGUGAAGGUGCCUCGCAGCGUUUAUGCUGCCAUUCCGGGCCGCAACAAGUUCCGCCCCUCCCAGGAGACGCCCAUCUCGAACUUCACCCUGGCCGGUGACUGGACGAGCCAGAAGUUCUUGGGCAGCAUGGAGGGCGCCGUCCUCGCUGGCAAGCUGGCAGCGGAGGUUGUUGCCUGCAAAGCAGCUGGCGUGCCUACGAAGGGUCUGAAGGAAAUUGAUGCAUCCAUCUUGGCUAAGAAGGACGACUUUGUACCUAAGGAUCCCAUGGGAGUGAAGGGAAAGACUCCCAUUGCCUUUGGUGGUGGCGAAGUGCUGGGAUCCAACUUCGAGGACAAGCUCAGAAAACAAGAGGCGGUGUUGCUUGAGAACGCUUGA
Molecule: messenger RNA, 1926 nt
Organism: Symbiodinium natans
Lineage: Eukaryota; Dinophyceae; Suessiales; Symbiodiniaceae
Source: the annotation of a GenBank genome assembly